Bombus terrestris (buff-tailed bumblebee) is the source of this 13663-nucleotide messenger RNA. It is a transcript of the gene Ca-alpha1T, whose product is annotated as voltage-dependent T-type calcium channel subunit alpha-1G. The coding region runs from base 1046 to 9049 and encodes 2667 amino acids. Gene Ontology annotation, cellular component: plasma membrane; voltage-gated calcium channel complex; voltage-gated sodium channel complex. Gene Ontology annotation, biological process: neuronal action potential; sodium ion transmembrane transport; calcium ion import. NCBI's taxonomy places the organism in Eukaryota, Metazoa, Arthropoda, Insecta, Hymenoptera, Apidae. Gene Ontology annotation, molecular function: low voltage-gated calcium channel activity; voltage-gated sodium channel activity. The transcript has 36 exons. The record is from RefSeq and is a predicted model, not a curated record.
GCCGGGCACCGUCGACGCGCACGUUCGCCAACAGUUUGAUAUGGGUCGCGGUUCUUAUAGGGAUAUAAUUUCUUCAGGUAGGCCGAUUCGUGGUCGUUAGUCGCGCGCGAUCGAGUUAUCGAGUCAGAAAUAGGCUAGAUGCUACGUUCCCAAAGAAGGGUUGGGAAGCUGGAUCGUUUUUAACGGGGCUGCCACGCGACGUACCACGCGCCACUCACGCGCUUUGCCUUUCCAUCUUGCUGCCAAAAAGUGUCUCCCUCGGGACUUCGUUUCGCACACGCACGCAUACACACACACACACACACACACACACCUAAACAAACAAACACACAUACACACACACGUUUUACACGGCAGGUGGUUCUAUCGCUCGGUUCCUCGGUCGUCCUUCAACGUCGUUCCUCUCUCGAUCAUCGUCAUCGCGAAAACAAAACCUUCGAUCGUUAUCGUUCGAAGAAGAAUCGUUGUGCCGACAUUGACCGCGAGUGAUCACCUUGCUUGGUAGCAGGUGAGCUGCGACCUCCGUACGACAGGGCAACCGUAGGUGAGAGAGAAUUGCAGGUGAGAGAAACCGGGCAAGCGCAUCGCGAGGCGCACGGUUACGCACCUGGAUUUCACCGUUGUCGCUACUUCAACGUAAAAUGCGGCCAGUGGAUGUGAGGCAGCUUCUUCGAUCUCGAGACGUUCGUGACGAAAAGCACGGUGCAUGUUACUACCGGUAAAGCGUAGGAGAAGCGCGUUCUUCGUAUCGCUCGUUGUAUCGGUAUACCAGAGGUAGCCGAAAGAACCGACCGAACUACAUAUCGGGUCCUCGAUGUCGUUCUUACCUGUCCACCUGGCCCCGUCGUUUAGAGCAGCGACGUCUACGUUGUCGCCAGCGCAACUCAGGCAAUAUCUUCCCGGUGAUAAAUCUGCCAGCAAAUCUAUUUGGAAUUAUCCCGCGCAGACGAUCUUCGUGUCAGGCUGCCGCUGAAAACGAUUCGUCCCGAACGAUUCGUCAUCCUCGUGUCGACUGCUGGACGAGAUCUAGAAGCCGGGAAGCAGCAUGUCGUUGCAUUAUCCCCAAGGAUAUCGGUAUCGUCCGGCGAGUAAAGCUGCCGGGGCAGGGAAUGGCGAGCAAGGUUCCGACAGUGACGUUGCCCAACUCAGUGAUCUCGAGGACGACGAGGACGAAGAUGGGGGUGGCCAGUCGACCAAUAGACGUAUCGCGCACCGACGACACGACGAAGAGGAGGAGGAGGACGACGACGAGGACGACGAGGACGAUGAGGACGACGAGGACGACGACGACGACGAUCAAGAUGACGAAGAGGAAGACGAGAACGAAGAAGACGACGGGGUAGACGUGGAUGGCGACGAGCUACCCUAUCCUGGUUUCGUGCCGGUUGCAAUGCGAUACCUCGACCAGAAUACACGACCGCGCAACUGGUGUCUGGCGCUCAUCACUAAUCCGUGGUUCGAAAGAGUGAGCAUGAUGGUAAUUCUUUUAAACUGCAUUACACUGGGAAUGUACCAACCGUGCGUCGACGAUCAGUGUGUGACAAACCGCUGUAAAAUAUUGCAAAUGUUCGACGACAUCAUUUUCGCCUUUUUCGCCCUGGAGAUGACAAUCAAAAUGGUCGCGAUGGGCAUCUACGGCAAAGGAACGUAUCUCGCUGACUCCUGGAACAGAUUGGACUUCUUUAUAGUCGCUGCUGGUGCUCUGGAAUAUUGUUUGAACGUGGAAAACAUGAAUUUAUCGGCCAUAAGGACUAUAAGAGUCUUGAGACCUCUACGUGCCAUCAACAGGAUUCCAAGUAUGCGGAUACUAGUGAUGCUUUUACUCGACACUCUUCCUAUGCUGGGCAACGUGCUGCUGCUGUGCUUCUUCGUCUUCUUUAUAUUCGGUAUCGUUGGCGUGCAACUGUGGGAGGGCAUCCUGCGUCAACGUUGUUUCCUGAAGGCUUUACCCAACGUCAAAUAUCCCGAGUUACUCUCGGACGAGUACUCGGUUCGAUCACGCAUUUACGACCUUGAGAAGUACUUCGAAUAUCAGGGUCAGGACUACAUUUGCUCGCGUCCCGACGACAACGGAAUGCACUCUUGCAGUAACCUGCCGCCGCUCAAGUUCGGAAACGUGGUUUGCAAUAGCACCGCGUUGCCGAACAAUAAUGCAACGUUCAUCACCAACGACACCUGCGUUAAUUGGAAUUACUACUACACGGAGUGCAAGGGUCAGGGUAACAAUCCUUUCCAAGGAACGAUAUCGUUCGACAAUAUCGGUCUUGCCUGGGUCGCAAUAUUUCUCGUAAUCAGUCUGGAGGGAUGGACAGACAUAAUGUAUUACGUACAGGAUGCUCAUUCUUUUUGGGACUGGAUAUACUUCGUCCUUUUAAUCGUGAUUGGUUCCUUCUUCAUGAUUAAUCUCUGCUUAGUCGUGAUAGCAACGCAAUUCUCAGAAACGAAAAAACGGGAGAUGGAAAGAAUGCGACUGGAGCGUGCACGUUUUCAUUCUACAUCAACGCUUGCGUCGUCGACGAAUACCUCAGAACCGACUACAUGUUACGCUGAAAUUGUUAAAUAUAUUGCACACCUGUGGCGAAGAGGAAAGAGAAGGUUAAUGAAGAGGUACCGAGUGUAUUUAUACAAAAGACAGCAGAAACGCGAGCAGAAUUUACUUAAGGAACAGCAACAACAUGGACACCCGUUUCGAGCAGGUGCACCCGGCCCUGAUUCGAAUAGAUUACCCGGAGAUAGGAGAAUCCAUCAUGGUAGAUGUCCUCGGUUGUUGGCGGCUCUGGAAUACGCGGAACAGCAGCAACAGCAGCAACAGCAGGGGGUUGCUAGCGGCGGAGGGUCGCUCACUGAUUUUGCUGCGAACAGUCCUCCGACGCAGACUGCGAUUCUCGCAACUGCUCUCAGUAAUAACGGCGGCAGCAAUGGAAAUUUGGCGAUUGCACCUCGUGCCAGUCCUGAGAUCUCCGAGGCUGACGUCUCUUCGAACGUGUGCCAUCGUAUGGCACUCCAUAGGACUUCCUCCGUUUCCUGCAAUGGAAGCGACAAUGUCUUUUCCAACGCGACUGAAGCGAGUAUUCAGACGAACAACGCGCUGCUAAGUCCGCCUUGCACGAACUAUCGUAGAAGGAGCAGCGUGAUGUUCAGCGACGUGGUGUUGUUGCACGGCAGCAACAACGUCGGAAACGCGUUGCAGGCCGGCUCGACGACGGUGUCACCCGGCGAACGGAACGUAUGCUCCUGCGAAAAAAUGACGCAGACCGGUGACGGGAAUGUUUGGUCGAGCCCACUGCCAGACCACAUACAGAUGCAGGCUGAAUUUGGUGGAAACGAAGCCAUGACUUGUCAAGAAUUAUUGGCGUUAAGCGGUGCUUUGAGUGCUGCGUUACCAACCGGUCAGCUGGCGUUGGAUUCUUUUCUCAAUUCGCUUACCAAAGGAAUAACGGAUCGACGUAUUACCCUGGAGGAUCGUACGCAGUGGUUAGCGUCGGACAUUGAUAAUUGCUCGUGUUGCUGUGAACUCCAGGGCACUGAUCAAUGGCCAGACGAAGGUGACAAAUGGGCGAAAACUUCCCGCUCUAGAAGAGUGUUGAGAACUUGCGGCAACCGUUGUGUUUGCGCGAUACGGUGCAUAAGACGGUCGAUUAAGAAGCUGGUCGAGCACAAAUAUUUUCAACAGGGUAUCUUAUUGGCGAUUUUGAUCAAUACUCUGAGCAUGGGGAUAGAAUAUCAUAACCAGCCGGAGCAAUUGACCAUAGUGGUUGAGAUAAGCAAUAUCGUAUUUUCGGCCGUCUUUGCUGUGGAAAUGUUGCUCAAGAUCAUCGCGGAGGGUCCGUUCGGUUACAUAAGCAACGGAUUCAACGUUUUCGACGGAGUCGUCGUGGUACUCAGCGUGGUGGAGAUUUGUCAAGCGUUCGUUGAGGAGAGGAGCGGAAGUUCCGGGCUGAGCGUGUUGAGGACCUUCCGGCUGCUGAGAAUCCUCAAACUCGUGCGUUUCCUACCGAACCUCCGGCGACAGCUGUUCGUGAUGUUGCGCACCAUGGAUAAUGUUGCCGUAUUCUUUUCCCUUUUAGUACUUUUCAUCUUUAUAUUCAGCAUCCUAGGGAUGUACCUGUUCGGGGGUAAGUUUUGCAUGUGGGCGGACCGGAGUCGGCCCUGCACCUGUGCCGAGGUGGUCUCGCGGCACCCAAUGUGUCGCUGUGAUCGCAAACAUUUCAACGACAUCGUCUGGGCACUUGUCACGGUCUUUCAGAUCUUGACGCAGGAAGAUUGGAACGUCGUGUUGUUCAAUGGUAUGCAGAAAACGUCUCAUUGGGCGGCCCUCUACUUCGUCGCGUUGAUGACAUUCGGCAAUUACGUCCUCUUCAAUCUGCUCGUCGCCAUUCUCGUCGAAGGAUUCUCUUCCGAGAGAAAUGAAAGAAGAGAGCGGGAACAGAGAGAGAUGGCGAGACUGGCGGCGAAAGAAGCAGGGAUGGGCAGUGACGAUGGUUCCUCGAGAAUAUCGAGAUCUCACUCGAUCACUGAUAGCGACACAUACACACAGGAUCGAAAGAAUUCGUGGCAGAGCGCGGAGGAGUUGCGCAAGUACAAAGACAACAACAGCAGGGAGAAGCAGAACACCGUAUGGAAACAUCAGAUGGACGAGCCAAAGUGUAACAUUCAAAAGGAGAAUAAGAUGAUGGGCGCUGCUGGACAACCACCGAUAAUUACUCACACGGCAGCCACCCCUCAGGAUUCGCCCAACACCACGCUCGAUGUCGGCUACAGAGAUCUAAAUUGUCGAGCUGUUUAUCCUACAGCGGCAUUGUCCAUCGAAUCCAUCGAUCGUUCAGGCAGUCAGUGUAGUAUUCCUUCCGGCCUGUUGAAGCUACCAGACGUUUCGAAUAAAAUAUCAACCAAAAAUCUUAUUGCCGGACAGUUUCCUCGACGAAUAAGCCUCGUCACAGCUGUUGUUAAUCCAGCAACGAGAGAAUCAUCCAGUUCAAGUUACCUGGCUGCUCCUUGCUACAGUCCGCCAAGGAUACAAAGAGGUUACUCGUGGAAAUUAUCACGGCCAUCUCUACGGAGGAAACGUUGGUCGCAAUCGGAGGACGAACCUCUUAGUAGAGCUACUGUCCUAAAUAACGGUCGAAGCACCCUACUCGGUUCCAAUUCAACUUUCAACGGCGGUUAUUUACACGGUUCGAUAAGAAACGACACGCAAAGCGACACACCGAAUAAUCGAACGACCGUCCUAACAAGCAAUAAUCGUAGUCUCAGCCCUAAUAAUUCCAUCGCAAGCCGUAGCUCCUCUAUACGGCGUUACACAGCAACCCCUAAUCAGAUGCGAUGGAUUAGCGAUCUUUCGCGAAGGAACUCGUUGCGUGGAAACGAAAACAUUCAGUCGCCGACGAGAAAAACUUUACCUCUAGACGAGGUGCCUAUGCAAUGCUCAACGGCACGUACAAUCAAUAAUCUGUCGAUGGAGACUGGUCCACUGCCCAGAAUUAAACGACUUCCCGAUCAAGAUGAUGACAAUCCCCGUACAGACGAACAGACGCCUCCCUUGAAUGGUCAUGGUAGUGCAAGCAGCAUCGAGAGAAUUAAAAAAAUAUUCAUGUUUUUUGAACCGAAAGGAUGCCUUAAGGAACGUGAUGAUUACUCGCUUUACAUUUUUCCACCGAAUAACAGAUUUCGCGUUUUAUGUCGACGGUUAGUCGAUCAAAGAUGGUUCGAUAACGUGGUUCUCUUUUUCAUUGGUCUGAAUUGUAUCACACUGGCGAUGGAACGGCCAAAUAUACCACCGGAUAGUGGAGAAAGACUUUUUUUAUCCACUGCGAAUUACAUUUUUACCGCGGUGUUUGCUGUUGAGAUGUUUAUCAAGGUUGUUGCAUCUGGUAUGCUGUACGGCUCCGACGCUUAUUUUACUUCAGGAUGGAAUAUUAUGGACGGAGUUCUUGUGAUCAUUUCCAUAAUCGACUUAUCAAUGUCCUUACUGUCGGCGAGUAGUCCAAGAAUAUUUGGAAUACUGAGGGUUUUUAGACUUUUAAGGUCACUAAGACCAUUACGGGUUAUUAAUCGAGCUCCUGGUUUGAAACUGGUUGUUCAGACAUUGUUAUCCUCUUUACGACCUAUCGGCAACAUCGUUUUGAUAUGCUGUACUUUUUUCGUAAUCUUCGGUAUCUUGGGCGUGCAGCUCUUCAAGGGUGCCUUUUAUUACUGCGAGGGGCCUGAUAUUAAAAAUGUACGCAAUAAGACGGACUGCCUGGCCGACAAACGCAACGUUUGGUUAAACAGAAAAUACAAUUUCGACGAUCUUGGAAAAGCGUUGAUGUCGUUGUUCGUAUUAUCAUCGAGGGACGGAUGGGUGAACAUCAUGUACACCGGACUCGACGCUGUAGGCGUCGAUCAACAGCCAAUCGAGAAUUAUUCGGAAUGGCGAUUGCUCUACUUCAUAGCUUUUAUCCUGUUGGUUGGCUUCUUCGUCCUUAAUAUGUUCGUGGGCGUUGUGGUGGAAAAUUUUCAUAGAUGUCGCGAGGAACAGGAGAAGGAGGAACGCGUGAGAAGAGCCGCCAAACGAGCCUUGCAAAUGGAGAAGAAGCGACGAAAAAUGCACGAGCCACCCUACUACACGAACUACUCAAAAUCGAGGCUGUUCGUUCACAACGUUGUGACUUCUAAAUAUUUCGACCUAGCAAUUGCUGCGGUGAUCGGCCUGAAUGUUGUUACCAUGGCGAUGGAAUUUUACAUGAUGCCAAAAGCUCUGACUUACGCUCUAAAGAUAUUCAAUUAUUUCUUCACCGCGGUCUUCAUCCUCGAAUCUUUUAUGAAACUCGUUGCCUUAGGUCUACAUCUUUACCUUAAAGACAAAUGGAAUCAAUUAGACGUAGGAAUCGUGAUAUUAUCGGUGGUUGGUAUAGUUCUCGAAGAAGUUGAGUCGAAGAUCAUUCCGAUUAAUCCUACGAUAAUUCGGGUAAUGAGAGUUUUACGAAUCGCUAGAGUUUUGAAGUUGCUGAAAAUGGCAAAAGGAAUACGCGCCCUUUUAGAUACGGUAAUGCAGGCGUUACCGCAAGUUGGAAAUCUAGGAUUACUAUUUUUUCUCCUCUUUUUCAUCUUCGCAGCUCUUGGUGUAGAACUAUUUGGUCGACUAGAAUGUAACGACGACAUGCCUUGCCAGGGUCUGGGGGAGCAUGCGCAUUUCAGUAAUUUUGGUAUGGCGUUUCUAACGCUUUUUCGCGUAGCCACCGGCGACAAUUGGAACGGUAUCAUGAAGGACACCCUGAGGGACGACUGCGACGAAGCAGCGGACUGCGUGAAGAAUUGUUGCGUGAGCACCAUUAUAGCCCCGAUAUUUUUUGUAAUUUUCGUGCUGAUGGCACAAUUCGUUCUUGUCAACGUUGUCGUCGCCGUGCUCAUGAAACACCUCGAAGAAAGUCACAAACAGAUGGAAGACGAGCUUGACAUGGAAACUCAGCUGGAGAGAGAAUUGGCCGCGGAGCAGGAAGAGCUGUUGGAGGUAGAGGAAGAAGAGGAAGACGAGGAAAUAGUGAAACGAGAAAGAGGAGACGAUGGUGGCAUCGAGGAGGACGACGACGUUAGAGAACGCGAGUCUAUUUUAGUGACGAACGAGAAGGUUCUUAUUAAGGGGAGGCCUGGUCUUGCCAAAGUUCGUUCCUUGCCUGCGAAUUUUAUUUACAAUCCGCCACAAGAGGAAGACACAGACGACGGAACGAUUUUCGCGACGUUGUCGCGGCGCAAUUCGUAUCAUCGCUCCAGUUCAAGACCGUCCAAGUUCAAAUCGAAGCGUCGACAAACGUUUCACUCGGGGCAUAGCCAGAGGAGAUCCUUACUGCCGAUGCAUUUUGAAGUCGCCGAAGUUUUCGAGAAGUCAGUGAGCAAUCUAAGCGUGCCUCGGAUUAUUCCUCAAUGCAACUAUAGUGCAGCAAACCGACAUGCCACCCACGCGCAGCGUCUAAGGUUACAGGCGACCAGCAGCAACGGACAAGAGAACAAGUGUUUGUUGAGCGUGAUCAAACCUUCAACGAGUUCUUCCCCGGUGUCACCGGCCGGCUCGGUAGCCACGCUAGCCUGUCCUAAACUAAGCAGCGAACGUUAUCUUUUGCCAACGGCCACUAUUUACCCGUCCAAGGCAACGUUGAGUCGCAGGCCAUCGAGCGACACGCAGUCACAGUCCGACACGAACGCGAGCGUCGGUACCGCGAGCAACGCUCCUUCCAGAACGCCGAGCGUGUCGAACGAUCACACGGAAAACGGUGCAUCGAAGGCUAGCAACAAAUUGGACGAUUCUAAGAAAACGAAUAACGAGCGACGGGUAUCUGCUCCACCGACGGAUGAUCUUGACGUGCAGUCGAUCAUUAACGAAAGGAGACCAUCCAAGCUCAAGUGCGGAAAUUCCCUGGGAAUGACGGCCAGUGUCGGUGACCAAUACCCUCCGUCGAUUCAUACGGGCAGCUACGUAUACGUCACCGAGCAACGAUCGGAGGAGGUGUCGCCGAUAUCGACCGGUAACAUGAGCGACAGCAUGAUGGCAAGCACGAGCGCGAGCACGAGCGUGAGCACGAGCGAAAGCGCGAGUGCAAGCGCGAGUACAAGCGCGAGUGGAAGCGCGAAUGCAAGCGCGAAUGCAAGCGCGAGUACAAGCGCGAAUGCAAGAGCGAAUGCAAACGCGAGUACAAGCGCGAGUGGAAGCGCGAAUGCAAGCGCGAAUGCAAGCGCGAAUGCAAGCGCGAGUACAAGCGCGAGUGGAAGCGCGAGUGGAAGCGGUGGCGCCAGUGGAAGCGGUGGCGCUAGUGGAAGCGGUGACGCUAGUGGAAGCGGUAACAGGAACGGAAUCGCCGUGGUAAAUAUACCGGAAGCGGUUUGCACGACUAUUGGCUCGGACGUUCGCAUAUACGUGGACGAUAUCGACUCGAUGAGCAGCGACAACCAGUGCACGGUGUCCUCCAACGAGGACACGCUGGACGAGGACAUGCUGGACGAGGAGACGCUGGACGAGGAGUCGGACGUUUCGUCCGUCACCGCGGUCCAUGAUGAAUCCGGCUUAAGAGAAGAAUGAAGGGGAGGUCCGAUAGAUUCGAUAGAGCGUGUUCCGGUGCACCCUUGGAUCGUUCUUAAAGUUCAAGAUCGAAUGGUCGUCGCGCGAUCUACACUCCUAUCUGAAGUUUAGAUAAACGGAUUCUAAAAAGAAAAAAAAGAAAAAUACCAAAAAAAAAGAAAACAAAAAGCAAAGUAAUCGGUUCUACCGAGAAACAGUAUAGAUUUCUAUGCAACUGCUAGCCGACCAUGGUAUCCACGGCAAAGUACCAUGGAGGGUUCUGCGAGGGUUCAAUGUUUGGGCUCUAAGAAAGACUGUAGUGCAUGACAAUAUAGUCGUUAUAUUCUAGUAACUUUGCCGCCGUGAACUUGCCAAAGAUAGGGAGCAGGAGGUUUAGGGAAGAUCGGGAACAUCGGAAGGGUGGAUGGAUGGCGUUUUCUGGGCAGGUAAACGGAUUCGCUGUUAGUCGAGCGAGUAACCGAAAGCGAAGAUCUAUGGGAAUCGAAGAACGUGUUCGAUCACGGAUAGAACAAUUGUGUGUUUUCAGCGCGCAAAAUGGAAUAGUUCGAAGGGAUGAGAGAUGUGAAUGAGAGAUAGCGUGUGCGCGAAUGUUAGCGAAUGGCUGAACGCGCGUGCAAACGACAAGCGAGGGCAACCAAAGAAAAAAAAAAAAAAAAGAAAAGAGAAUCAGAAGAAAUGAAAAAAAAAGAAAUGAAAAACCUAUGACAAUCUAUUAUUGCCAGCGGAACUGAUCUUACGUUCCGUUAAAAAAUACACCGUGGAAGUCGAUCCGUAGGAAUUGGUAGGAUGAAGAACGACGUAGUUCUGCGUCAAUAAUUAGGGAAUUUAUGUAGUCGUUAGGUAAAAAAAAAAAAAAAAAAAAAAAGAAAAAAAACAAAUUUGUCGAGUCUACGCGACAAUUGCAAUUAAUCGGACCACACUUUCUCGCCUUUCCUUUUUCUCCAGCUCGUCGAAUAAAUAACGCGUGUCGUUCGCAGGAAUGUUUCGAGAGCCGCGGCGGAUCGUGGGUAGCUCUCGACGGAGAAACAGAAAGGUGCCAAACCGAACACACGGAAAACAAUGAGGGAAAAUGAAGCAUAAACGCGAUGAAAGGGAGAAGAGCACGAACGCGAAUGGUCAUUACCGAAGUGCCAGAAAAUCUAGAUAAAAAAAAAAGCAGUUUCGGACUAUAAAAGAAAUUAGGAAAACAGAAUAAAAAGUAGCGUAGUCUUAUCGCGGAACGGAGAUUUUAGCUGCGGAGAGACAGGAAGAACAAACGGAAUAAAAAAUCUCGUGUAUUAACAAUAGACGUUAAGAGCUUCGUAAUUAAAUAUUCUCAGAACCAACGUGGUGCGUGGUCGAAACGGGGGAAGAAUAGGGAGGCCGAACAAAUAUUGUUACGAUUGGCUAAAGUAAUAAACAGCCAGUUCAUAGUUUAGUCGAUUAUAAUGGUAUUUUUGUCACCUCUUUCGCGCUAACUCUAUAUAACGGAACAAAACAAGCAAACUCGACGAUUAACUCGGAGCUCGAGGUAAAUACGAUUAGGAACUUAAGACUAAAUCCGACGUUGUGAUAAUCUUUAAUACAAAUUGAAACUCGUACAAUCUAUAAUCUCUAUGUCAAUUGGUAUUAACUUGGACAGGUUCACGUGGAAAGCUAUGACGACACCAGCUGCCGUGUACUUCCGAAUAAAUCCUGCGGCGACUGACGAUGAGUCGAGUAUUCUCUUCGUUUCCUUCUCUUCGUUUCUUUCUCGCGUUCUAGAACGUUCUUCUCGUUAACAUCUGUGAUAUACUUUAAUCGUAGUGUAUUUCCUAUAUAAAAAAAAAUAGAGAGAAAGAGAGAGUGAGAGAGUGAGAGAGAGAGAGAGAGAGUGAGAGAGAACAAAAAAGCGCUACAAGGGUAAAUGAAGGGAGCGAAUAUAGCAGGACGACAAGCAGAGAGCAAAGAGCAAAGAUGAAGCAGCGAUUAAAGAAACAGGAAAAUACGAAACGAAUGGUAGUGCGACUUUUUAAUAAAAAUAAAAUGAAAGGAACAUAAAACGAGGACGAGCGCGGAACUAUGGUUUGAAGUGAGAAAUAAAAGAAAAAAUAAAAAAAUAAAUAUAAUAAACACAAAUAUAUAAAUACGAUAGAAGAAACUCUACUGUACAUACAUACACUUACGAAUAUUCUAUACUAUACACUCGGUGUGGUUUAUUUUGAUACUACCGCGUGCGGUAAUAUUUAACGAUUGUCGGGGAUAAAUUCAACAAAUUAGAAAUGAAGAAAAAAUAGUAAAAGAAAAAAAAAAUUAAGGAGAAGAGAAAGAAGGAGUAAUUAAAUAAAAGUAAAAGAAGAGUGCAAGUAUAAAGUAAAAAAAUUCUAUGCCUUCUAACGUUGACGGACGUUGACGAACCUUCGUGCGGUGGUGGUGCCCGCGCUUCGAACGAUCAAAGGCAAUUGGUGAUCUCUCUUCGUUGACUCGAAGUUUCAUAGGUUGCUAAAACGUUAACGAGCGCUGUGCGCCACGUUGCUUUUUAAAAGAAAAAAAGAAAAAAAAAGAAUAUGAAAAAAGAAAAAAACGAUAGUCACGCGACUGAACCGAACGAUCGAUCGAUCGAUCGAACGAAAGAAACAACCUUCGGUUCCAAUAUGAUCGAUUAUCAGCUGCCUCGCGUGUUACGUGUUACUUCGAUCGUUCGAUAAUCAUAGGCGUAACGAACUAUUACCAACGCUAUAAAUAAUAAUAGUCUGUUUGUGUAACUCGUUGAACCUGUUAAAUCGAGACAGCUGUUAAUUAAUAAUCGCUGUGGGAGCGAUCAAUUUGUUUCAAUUACCUGUUAAUCGUUAAUCGUCCGACGAGAGUGACAAUCGUUAGCGAAACGUACGACGGCGGAUAGAUUUCGGCGGACCCUUUCGUCAUCGAUCGAUCUAUCGUACGAUCCCGAUAGUAAACGAAACUACGUAGUGGUAUGGACUGUUCAUAGUCGAAACUUACUCCGUUUAAAAGGUCUAAUGUAAAUCUUGUACGCACAAUCACGCCUAUUCUACUCUUACGACUUAUGUAAAAACGAGGGAUCUCCGCUCCAAUGUUCUGGUUGUUGCGAUUACCCAUUCGAAAUUGUUACGUUAAACGAGUCAAUAAAUUUCUGAUGAAUUUAUGGGACGGGGAGGGAUCGAUGCGAUUCAUUAAUCGUAAGGAAUAGAUAACGAAGAAAUGAAGGAAAGGAAGAAGAACGUGUCACGGAAACGUAGAGUCAAGUUGUUCGUCGAGAUGAAACUAUUCGUAAUGGUGGCGUAUUGGACUUCCUUGGACCUUUUAAUCAGAACUCCUAGAUUAUAAUGUAUCCGUAUAAUAUACAUAUAUAUAUACAUAUAUAAAUGCGUGUGUAUAUAUAUAUACACGAUACACGUACAUGAUUAACGUAUAACGCGCGUCUCUCUGGCACCACGACCGAGUUUCGAUAGCUCGAUAGCGUUAGACGACUGACCUCCGAAUUAUAGUUUACUCUAGCCACGGGAUGAAUCGUGCGACAGCGCGCGAGAAUUCGCCGUUCAGUUGCACGAGUAUUUGUUUAGCGAAACAGACGGUAAAAAGCAAGCGAAGAGUUUAGAAGAUGCGAAAGAGAGGUAAAAAGAUGAGUAAAAGAGAGAAGAAAAGGCGAAUCUACUUACGUAUGUGCGCAACAUGGCGAUGGAACAAUUUCUAUCCGCGAGAGAAUCCGAUGAAGACGAAAGAGAAGAAGAAAGGGAAGUUGUGUUAGAAUAAAGAGAAGGAAAGUGGAAAAUGAAAAGUGGGAGAAAUGGAAGAAAAAUAUAAACGAAUAAAAUUAACAAAAUGAAGAGUAUAUACAUAUAUGCGUACAUACAUACGUGAACACAUAUACGUAUAUAUACACAUAGUUACGUGAAUAAUAAGUACAAGAGAUGAAAUCGUGCACGCGCACGUACAUCAGAGUUAUUAAACGUGUUAUUCAGUGUACUUGUUGCCGCGUGCCUCUCGAGUCUGUUCUUCGCCCCUGAACGAGGCAGUGCGUAAUCGUCUAUUUAAGAAAAAAAAAGGAAAACCAAUAAAUGAAAAGUAACAAAAAAGAAAUAAAAGAGAGAAAAAAUUACAAAAAAAGAGAAGGAAGAAACAGAUAUAAAGAGGUAAAAAAAGAACAAUAAUGGAGGAGGAAGGGUAAGGAAGAAACGCGAUGAAAGCCAGGGGGAAUAAGGAAGAAGACGGUAGAGGGAAAAAGAGAAAAUGUAAAAUAAAGAAAAAAGAAAAAAAAAAGAAAUAAAACGAAGAAUGGCUAGCCGCCCUCAAAUGUAUCGUGCUAUUUUAAUUACAACAGUAACGUGUACCAGGCAUGGUCCAUACGACCGCCGAGAAGCGUCCUUUUUGUCUGUCUGAUGCGUACAUGUGCGUAUACGUGAAUUUUUUCGGGGAGAAGUCUAGCCACGCGAAUGUUCGGUUGAAUUUCGAAAAAAGAAAGGGAAAAAUUAGGAAAGGGAAGAGAGAGAAAAUGAGAGUAUUGGAGAGAGGUGGAGAGAAAGGUUGAAUGCGUGAGUGCGAAUGUGCGAGAGAAUGGAGGAACACGACGAUAGAAGCGUAGAACAAGACUAAAUAUGUACAAAUGUAAUAAAUUGAAUGACGAUUACGUUGAAUUGA